ACGGGGCUCUUCCCAGUGCACUUUGAGCAAGCGUCCGGCACGUUUGCGCGCACAAACUCGGUCAUUACGAUCGGCGCGCUCGGCGACUCGUUCUAUGAGUACCUCAUCAAGGUCUUCCUCUUCAGCGGCAAGAACAUGACGAGCGACGGCUUCCUUCUCGAGACGUACGAAGCCGCGAUUGACGGGAUUGAACAGCACCUCUUGUCACGCUCCGUGGAAGUCGACAAGGUCUCGGGCGAGACGACGACGUACUUUUACCUCAAAGAGCUCAGCAUUCCGGCCAUGAGUGGCAUCAACCAGCAAGACCACCUCCUUUGCUUUGUACCUGGCAUGCUCGCGCUCGGCACGGUCGGCGAGGUCGACGCUGUCAAGGUCGCUCGCCACUUGGAUUUGGCCAAGAAGCUCAUGGCGACGUGCUACGCCAUGUACGCCCGCCAGCCGACGGGCCUUGCGCCGGACCUUGUGGCGUUUCCGGGCUUUCUCGUGCGUGACGGCAAGUACAAGCUCCGGCCCGAGACGAUCGAGAGCCUCAUGUACAUGUACCGGAUCACGAAGGACGAGAAGUACCGCGAGUGGGGCUGGGAGAUCUUUCAGUCGCUCGAGAAGCACGCCAAGACCACGUACGGCUACGGCGCGGUGCUGCAUGUCGAAAGCCUCGAGCAAGUGACCGUCGAGGACAAGAUGGAGAGCUUCUUCAUG
Molecule: messenger RNA, 699 nt
Organism: Saprolegnia diclina VS20
Lineage: Eukaryota; Oomycota; Saprolegniomycetes; Saprolegniales; Saprolegniaceae
Exons: 1
Biological process (GO): carbohydrate metabolic process; N-glycan processing
Cellular component (GO): endoplasmic reticulum; Golgi membrane
Molecular function (GO): calcium ion binding; mannosyl-oligosaccharide 1,2-alpha-mannosidase activity
Source: RefSeq, a predicted model, not a curated record